AACAGGUGUGAUACAUAAUCAAAUCAUUAAGAAAAACACCAUGUUGAAUCACACUUGAACAGUUGUAGUUUUUAUGUGUGCUGAAAAUAAAAAGGAAGUGGUAAAAGAAGAAGGGAAAAGAGCUUGGGUCUUACACAGAGACGUAGAAAUAGUAUGGAAGGAAUUCUCCCACGCAUGAGUGAUGACACACCGGAGAUGCCUGAAACAGGAGAGGAGAGAGAGUCCAGAGCCACAAAUGGGGGGGAAAGACAGCUGUUGAGACAGAUAAUGGAACUGAAACUGGAGAGACAAAUAAAGAAACUUAAACUGGAGGGACAGAUAAACAAACUGAAACUGGAUAAACAGAUAAUGGAACUGGAGCUGGAGAAACAGAUAAUGGAACUGGAAAUGGAUAGCCAGAUACAAGAACUUGAGAGACAGAUAGAGGAACUUCCCUCACCUACUCUUACAUUCCAAGGUCUUACACAGAGACGUAGAAAUAGUAUGGAAGGAAUUCUCCCACGCAUGAGUGAUGACACACCAGAGAAGCCCAAAACAGAAGAGGAGAGAGAGACCAAAGCCACAAAUGGGGUGGAAAGAGAGAGUUGUGAUCAAAGCACAAGACAAACAGGAGAAGAGAAUACUGCCACUGACCAAGAGUCCCCAGAUAAAUCAUCACAGUUUCUGCAAAGAACAAGUACAUCAGAAUCAGUAAGGGAAGAAGGGGAAGAAGGGACACAAGAGAGUGAAUCCACAGAGCAAGAGAGAUCCUCCACAUCUGUACAAUCACAGGUACAAGAAGAAACAUCACAAUCAGUCUCAUCACUACCAGGAGAUACAACACAAACACCAGAGAAGAGAGAAGACAGAACACAAUAGAGAUGAGGAAGUACAGCAAAAAGAGAGGGAAAAAAAAGAAGUCAUUAAACAUCAUUUACUACCAGUUACUACUGAUUUAUUGAGGCAAAAUAUGUUACUAGAAAAAUCAUAUAAUCUUUGUUUGGUUUGACCAUUUUUGAUCAGUUUUUCCUACCAUUUAGAUGUCAUGUUAGAAACAUCCUGAAUCUUUCUCAGUUUGGUUAUGUUUCUGAUUUUUUUUCUGAUUGGCAAAAAAUGUGAUUUCUCAUGACACCCAUUUUAAUGAUUUCUGUCAGAGAUUUUUUAUUCUGAAGAAUUGGGUUACAGUAGCUUUACAUUUCUGUUUCCAUUGAAUGCAACAUAAAAUGUAAUUUUAUAAUGUUGUUUGAACAUCUGAUCCUUUUAAAGAACUGCUUUUUUUUUUUUUUACACAAGGUCAAAUUAAGAUAAAAAAAAUAACUUUGUACCUAUUCAUUGUACACUGUAUUUUGCAAGUCUGUUUUUUUUUCUGUACUGCUUACACUGUUCAUCUUAAGUUUAAACAAUACUGAUUUUUUUUAGUAUUGUUGUUAUUAUAUUAUUGGCACUGUAAUAAUAAAUGAAAUUAAAAACAGUGCAAGUGUGUGUGUAAUGCUGAU
Megalobrama amblycephala (Wuchang bream) is the source of this 1475-nucleotide messenger RNA. RefSeq names its product chemotaxis regulatory protein ChePep-like. The transcript is spliced from 7 exons. The record is from RefSeq and is a predicted model, not a curated record. NCBI's taxonomy places the organism in Eukaryota, Metazoa, Chordata, Actinopteri, Cypriniformes, Xenocyprididae. Bases 154 to 858 code for a protein of 234 amino acids.